Molecule: messenger RNA, 2219 nt
Organism: Setaria italica (foxtail millet)
Lineage: Eukaryota; Viridiplantae; Streptophyta; Magnoliopsida; Poales; Poaceae
Product: protein GAMETE EXPRESSED 1
Exons: 7
Coding region: 221-2074 (617 amino acids)
Source: RefSeq, a predicted model, not a curated record
CGGGCCUCCUCCUCCUCCUCCACGGCCGGCCCUUCCUCCUCCCCGCCGGCUCCUCCUCCUCCUCCUCCUCCUCCUCCUCCACGGCCGGCGUUGCCUUGCUUGUUCUUGGAUUCUUGUUGCAGCUAAUCGCUUUAGGGACUGCGACUAUUAGCCCCUGAUUUUGACCUGCCACGAUCAAGCUCAAUUCUUGACGGAACCAAGCUCAGUUACCAGUCGAAUCAUGACGAGAAACGCGUGGUCCGUGCUGCUGAUUUUGAUCUGCUUAUGGGUGUGCCCUCUGAGGACCAGUGGAUUGUCAUGGAACAUCAUCUCCUCCUCAUCGCCGGGCUCGUCGGCGAAGGCGGCUAACCAGCGCGCUCCGAUGAUGGAGCUAGAUGGCGCGGUGGCCGACUUCUCCAUGGACGGCGCCAACGACCCGCGAGGGCUGAAGCUGCUGGAGAACGCGCAGAGCAAGCUCGCCGGGCCGAGGAACUGCUGGCAGGAGGCGUACCGGAAGCUUUUCGCCAGCUGCGGCGAUAUCAUGGCCGAUCAGGAGAAGCAGUCGCGCCUGGCCUGGCACCUCAGCAGCUGCUUCCAGGAGGACUCGGGGCGGCCGCCCUUCCCGUCCUGCGCCGAGGGCUCCAGGAUGGUCCAUUGCCGCAGCCGGCUGAGUGAUUCCGAGGGGAAGGUGUUCCUUGAGUUCUUCCUCGAGACCAAUACCCUGUGCCACCAGUUGCAGGCUGAAGCGUUCAAGCACAACACAGAGAGGCUCGUCAAUGACCUGACAAGGACAUCCAAGUCUGCCGAGGAGAAGCUCGAGGUGAUCGAGGCGAGGUCAGAUCAAAUUAUUAAGGAGUCUGAAAAGGUUCAGGGCAAGAUAUCAUCGAUCGAGGAACAAACCGACCGUCUGGCAGAGACGUCGAAGAACGUGGGGGAGCAGAUCAAUGGCGUGCUGGAUCACUCGAAGGCCAUCUUUGAGCAGUCCAAGGAGAUCGCCAAAGCUCAGGCAGCCCUCAAGGAAGGGCAAACGGAGAUGAGGGAGAAGAUCGACGCAGGCAUGGCGCGCGUCGAGGAGUCGUAUGAUAGCCUUGGUAAAGGGAUGGAUAACCUGAAAGAGGAGGCAGGAUACGUUAAGAGGGAACUAAAAAGUGUUGGCGAUUCAAUGUCUUCAAAGAUGCAAGAUUUGCAGAGCAAGGCUGAUGAUAUUGGGAGUGUGGCUGGCAAGUCAUUGGAGAAUCAGAUGCAGCUGCUGGAUCGUCAGAGCCGGACCAUGGAAGGAUUGAAUAAUCUCCACAGCUUUCAAGCAAAAGCUCUUGAAGAAAGCAGGGAAACAGUUCAGAAACUUGCGCAGUUUGGCCAACGCCAGCAGGAAGAGCUAUUGGCCCGGCAAGAACAGAUCCGGCAAGCCCACGAUCAUCUCAUCCAAAACUCGCACUCAAUACUGGAAGCACAGGAAGAGUUCAGAGCAAAGCAGGCCAACAUUUUUGCCGCUCUGGAUAAACUGCACAUCCUGCACAACGCCAUCCUAGCUGAGUCUCGCUUCAUCAAGGCAUUCUUCUUCUACUGCUGCAUCGUGUUCCUCAUCUACAUGCUCACUAGUGCAAAGCAAACGUUCAGCAUCCGGGGCCAGCUCUACUUUGGUCUUUGCAUCACAUUAGUCCUGGAGAUUGGGCUGAUCAAGAUCGGCGCCGACGACUUCGACAAGCAGUUCUGGGUCAUGUCCAAGGUGUUCUUGGUCAGAAUGCUGUUUCUCGGGGUCGCCACUGUCCAGAUCCUUCACUCUAUAUUCACCUACAGGGACUACGAGGCGCUGAACCACCGGCUCCUCCAGACGCUGGUGGAGAAAGUCCGGGCGCUGGAGAAGAACGCCGGCGGGAGGGCGCAGCUGCCGUACGACACGGAGGAGAGCGAGGGGAGCCUGAUGGAUUACUCGUGGGUCUUCGACGAGCUGGCGGACGAGGUGGACAGCAAGGUGGAUCCGAGCUUCGUGGUGCGGCCGUGCCACGAGGUCGUGCUGCCGGAGGAGGUCGGCGACGGCGAGAACUCCAUCACAACGUUGGUGGGCCGGAGGUACAAUCUACGGUCGCGGAAGUAGGCAGUCAAUGUCCUCCAUCCUAGUAGUUUUUGUGUUGGGAGGUGCCAAAUGAGAUGUUGACGAAAAUUUGUUCACACGACGAUGUUUUAGCAUACUGUGAUGAAGCUACGAUCCCGAAAUAAAGUUACGCUGGAUUAAUAUGCAU